Lodderomyces orthopsilosis Co 90-125 is the source of this 1137-nucleotide messenger RNA. It is a transcript of the gene IFE1, whose product is annotated as putative dehydrogenase. Lineage: Eukaryota; Fungi; Ascomycota; Pichiomycetes; Serinales; Debaryomycetaceae. Gene Ontology annotation, molecular function: (R,R)-butanediol dehydrogenase activity; zinc ion binding. Gene Ontology annotation, biological process: butanediol biosynthetic process. Gene Ontology annotation, cellular component: cytoplasm. The coding region runs from base 1 to 1137 and encodes 378 amino acids. The transcript has a single exon. The record is from RefSeq and is a predicted model, not a curated record.
AUGAAAGCAAUCGUGUAUCACGGUAAAGAUGACCUUAGAUUCCACUCCGAUUACCCCGAACCUGAAAUUAAUCACCCAGAUGAAGUCAAAGUAAAGAUUGAUUAUUGUGGUAUCUGUGGCUCUGAUUUGAAAGAGAUCACCAGUGGACCAUUCUUCUUCAAUAAACCAGGAUCCACAAACCCAAUCUCUAACAAAAAGUUUCCAAUGGUCAUGGGGCAUGAGUUGAGUGGUGAGGUGGUCGCAGUUGGUGGAAAUGUUGACGAUUUGGCAAUUGGCGACAAGGUGGUGGUUGAAGUGACCGGAACGUGCAAAGACAAGGUACGCUUCGAAGACUCGCCCUCCAAGGAUAAGGAAUUUUGUGGUGCUUGCUUUGAUGGUUACUACAACGCCUGUGAUUCCUUGGCUUUAACAGGUCUUGGUUUCAGCGAUGGUGGUUGCGCUGAAUACCUUGUCACCAGCGGAGACAAAGUAGUAAAGUAUGAUGCUGAUAAAAUUCCCAGUGAUGUUGCUGCUUUGGUUCAACCCUUAGCUGUUUCGUGGCAUGCUGUUGGCGUUUCAAAAUUCAAGGAGGGGCAGGAUGCUUUGAUCUUAGGUGGUGGACCAAUUGGGCUCACCACCAUUUUUGCGUUGAAAGGUCACAAAGCUGGUAAAAUCGUGGUCAGUGAACCUGCAGCUGCCAGACGCUUAUUGGCUGAGAAAUUGAAUGUUGAAACGUUUGAUCCAACUGGCAAAUCCGUCGAGGAAUGUAUUGAGGCGUUAAGAGCUUUGUCGCCAGAUAAUAGGGGUUUUCAUCAUACGUUUGAUUGCAGCGGGGUUCCAGCUACGUUUGAAACAAGUAUCAAAUGUCUUAGAAUUAGAGGUACUGCCACCAAUGUGGCUGUUUGGGCUCAUAAACAAAUCCCUUAUUCUCCAAUGCAUACAACAAUGCUGGAAAAAAUUGUUACUGGAUCCAUUUGUUUUGUCAAGAAGGAUUUUGUUGAAGUUGUGAGAAGUAUUGAAGCUGGUGAUAUUUCGGUUGAUGAACUAAGAUUGAUGAUUACUGAUAAGGUUCCUUUGGAAGAGGGUAUUGAAAAAGGAUUCAAUGAGUUAUUGUAUAACAAAGGUGAUCAUAUUAAAAUUUUGUUUACUAAUAAUUAG